CGAUACCGACAAAAAAAUGGGAUUACAUUCUAAAAUUUACCAAGACUAUUAAAAUGUAUUAAAUUUCUCAAUUAUUAUUCGUAGAUUUUAAUUUAUUUAUUAAUUGGUACGAAGACUAAAUAAAAUAGAAAUGAAGUAAUUUCUUGGUGAAGAUAAACCAAAAAAGUGUAUAUAUACUAGUCCCUGGUAUCAGAUUUGAAGAAAACAUAGCAUUGCUUUCCCUUAAUUAAACCCUCCAAACAUGCAAGUUUAAACAAUAGAAAAAAAUAUCUCCAACCUUCUUCUCACCAAAAAAAAACAUGUCGACCAAUGAGACUUUAACUGAUUCGCAACUUCAAAUGGUUCCCGCCUAUGGCUCUUCUUCAGACAUCAUGAGCGUCGACGGCGAAUCCUCUCGUACGGCUUCGUACAAUGAUCUUGUCCAAAACCCUUAUCUUUUCUUGGACAAGCUCCGUGAUUUUCUCGAAAAAAUUGGCAAAACUCUGGAGUUUCCUACUGUGUGCGGAGAGAGUCUGGAUCUGCAUCAGCUUUUCGUGGAGGUCACAAAACGAGGUGGUCUUCAAAUGGUGAUCAAGAAGCGUAAGGCAAAAGAAGUGACUGAAGCAUUUAACUUGAAGAAACCAUUGACCAACGCAGCAUAUGUUAUAAGGAAGAAUUAUCUGAGGAUGCUCUUUGAAUUCGAGCAUGUGUAUUUCUUCCGACAACCAUUUUCUUCAUUCUGGGAGAGAGAAGAAGAUGUGAAGCGCCUUGUGGAGUACAGUGCACAUGACAAAGGUAUACAACUUGGCUCCAUGAUUGAUGAAUGGACCAUCGAUGGGAAGUUUGACGACGGCUAUCUUGUGACCGUAAAGAUGGGGGGAUCACAGGAGCUCAAAGGAGUGCUUUACCACUCUGCUCCUCGCGAAACUCCUCGGAGACGCAAGAAGAAAGCAAAACUGUCUCAUGUGGAUUCUUUGCGCCCUAAGUUCCGCAGAAGCGGUUAUAACUUCUUCUUCGCCGAGGAGCACAAGAGGCUUAAGGCUGCGUACGCUGGGCAGGAACGUUCCCUCCUCAAGGAGAUCGGGAACAAUUGGAGGAACCUCUCUCCAUCUGAUAGAGAGAUUUAUCAAGGAAAAGGGGCUGAGGAUAUGGAGAGGUACAAGAUGGAUAUGGCUGCGUACAAAUCCUUCCUUGAUUCUUAUAAUGCGGCGGGAAGUGUUGCUGCGACUGAUGAUGCUGUGGCUGAGGCUGAAGUUGAGGCUGAAGCUGAGUAUGAGGCCGAGGCGGGUCUCUAGUCUGUCUUAUCUGCUUGCACCUUUUUUUAUUUUUCAGCAUUUUAUAAUUUAAUAAUAAGUUGUAGAGUUGGCCAUAAAUUUACAUGCGUGUAAUCUUUGCCAAACUUUUACAUAAGUUGUUGUCUUUCCUUUGUUCUUUGUUCUUUUUUUUUCUGUUUUUAUGUUUCCCUUUGAGAACUUUUAAUUUAAUCAUAAGUUAUUUAACUUUCUUAGUAUUUUAUUUCUGCAAUUUUUUUUAUAAUUUUCUGCUAACAUCAAUUUUAUGUAUUAAGGCAUGAUACUAGCAGAGAAAAGGGAGAUUUUUCUAGUAUCAUGGUUUUAUCCUGGUUGUUUUUCUAAGUUUUUAGGGAUAUUUUCGUUUUUGUUGAUUUUUGUAAUCGAAGAGAUAUUCCGGACUUCGUUGUUAUGGUUAGUACAGAUUGUUAGACGGGUUCUAGAGUAAAAAUUUUGGAAGGAAUUUCUUCUGAAACAGCUUUAACCAAAGAAAAAGAUAUAUCUUCAUCUCGAGAACCUUUAUCGUGUAAACAAUAAAGGUGACUGCAGUCCGUUAUGAUGCAGAAAAAACAUUUCAAUUGUUAAAAAGAGUGAAACAAGAUCAUUCUGAUAACAGUGUAUUUGUAACAUCCAACCAAAUUUCAGUAUGGACUUCAUCAUAGAUUUAUCUUGUAAUCGUAUUUGUCAUAUCAUAUUUUUUAAUAGAUUAUAUUGUUUCUCAAGAGCUUGUUUUGUUUUUUGGUGUGAUGUAUCAUAUCAACAUUUAUGUUAUUGUCUUUGAUAGACAAUAUUGAAUAAAUAAUUUUUUUUAAAAAAAGAAUAAAUAAUUUUUAAACAAAAAAAAGCAUGAUCUUAGCCAUAAAUAUAAUACAUUCUGAAUUAAAAUGUGUACAAUAAAGAAAU
Messenger RNA from Brassica rapa (field mustard), 2171 nucleotides. Its product is annotated as putative high mobility group B protein 11. Lineage: Eukaryota; Viridiplantae; Streptophyta; Magnoliopsida; Brassicales; Brassicaceae. Gene Ontology annotation, molecular function: DNA binding. The record is from RefSeq and is a predicted model, not a curated record.